Hippocampus zosterae (dwarf seahorse) is the source of this 3060-nucleotide messenger RNA. It is a transcript of the gene pak1, whose product is annotated as p21 protein (Cdc42/Rac)-activated kinase 1. The transcript has 16 exons. Gene Ontology annotation, biological process: intracellular signal transduction; protein phosphorylation; regulation of MAPK cascade. Gene Ontology annotation, molecular function: protein serine/threonine kinase activity; ATP binding. The record is from RefSeq and is a predicted model, not a curated record. NCBI's taxonomy places the organism in Eukaryota, Metazoa, Chordata, Actinopteri, Syngnathiformes, Syngnathidae. The coding region runs from base 209 to 1909 and encodes 566 amino acids. Gene Ontology annotation, cellular component: cytoplasm.
GCUCCCCGGUGGCUAGCUAACAAUAGGCCGGGAGAAGCGGCUCGGCUUGGCUUGGGGGAGCAGCACGAAGCAACCCCAGGGUGGCGUUACUUUAGUGGCCACUUCAGACUGUGUGGCCCCGUCUUGGAUAGAUACCCCGUUCCUAUUCCACUCUCCGGGGAUUUUGACCAACUAGCAGACGAAAGGCGUUCGUGCAACCAAAUAGAAAAUGUGCGACAACGGGGAGGUGGAGGACAAGCCGCCAGCCCCGCCCAUGAGGAACACCAGCACCAUGAUUGGUUCGUGCAGCAAAGACCCCGCCCCCGUCAAUCACGCCUCCAAACCCCUGCCCCCCAACCCUGAGGACAAGAAGAAGAAAGACCGAUCCAUUCGCUUCAUCCUGACGGGCGGCGGUGACAAGACGUACAAAAAGAAAGAGCGGCCUGAGAUUUCUUUGCCGUCUGAUUUCGAGCACACUAUCCAUGUCGGAUUUGACGCAGUCACCGGGGAGUUUACUGGCAUGCCCGAGCAGUGGGCCCGCCUCCUGCAGACGUCCAACAUCACCAAACUGGAGCAAAAGAAGAACCCUCAGGCAGUGCUGGAUGUUCUCAAGUUCUAUGACUCCAAAGAGACCAGCAACAGCCAGAAAUACAUGAGCUUCACAGACAAAAGUGCAGAUGUCUUCGCAUCGUCCACUGCGAUGAUCUCCAAGAGCGUCUCGGAGACACCCGCCAUCGCCACCCUGUCAGAGGAUGAAGAUGAGGACGAAGCCGAGCCGCCGCCCGUCAUUGCCCCUCGGCCAGAACACACCAAAUCGAUUUACACCCGCUCUGUGAUCGAGCCCCUGCCGCCUCCUCCAACCAAAGAUGCGGCUACCUCCCCUAUUGUGGCGCCAACGUCCUCCGCGACAUCUACCACGGCCAUCACCCCACCCGGCGCCACGGAGGGCGCCCCUCCUGGUAGCCCUCCAGGGGCCACCACUGCGCCCGGGCCCUCCCUGCCCCGCCCUCAGGACAAAGGACGCAAGAAGAAGAUGUCAGACGAGGAGAUCCUGGAGAAGCUCAGGACCAUUGUGAGUGUCGGAGACCCCAAGAAAAAAUACACUCGCUUUGAGAAGAUUGGACAGGGCGCGUCCGGGACGGUUUAUACGGCCAUCGACGUCGCCACUGGACAAGAGGUGGCCAUCAAGCAGAUGAACCUGCAACAGCAGCCCAAGAAAGAACUCAUCAUCAACGAGAUCCUGGUCAUGAGGGAAAACAAGAACCCCAAUAUCGUCAACUACUUGGACAGUUACCUGGUGGGUGACGAGCUGUGGGUGGUGAUGGAGUACCUGGCCGGUGGCUCCUUGACGGAUGUCGUCACGGAAACCUGCAUGGACGAAGCGCAGAUAGCGGCCGUGUGUAGAGAGUGUCUGCAAGCGCUGGAGUUCCUCCAUUCCAACCAAGUCAUCCACAGAGACAUCAAGAGUGACAACAUCUUGCUCGGAAUGGACGGAUCCGUCAAGCUCACCGACUUUGGCUUCUGUGCUCAGAUCACUCCGGAGCAGAGCAAACGGAGCACCAUGGUGGGUACGCCCUACUGGAUGGCUCCGGAAGUGGUGACCCGCAAAGCUUACGGCCCCAAAGUGGACAUCUGGUCCCUUGGCAUUAUGGCCAUCGAGAUGGUGGAGGGUGAGCCCCCCUACCUCAAUGAAAACCCACUCAGGGCACUCUAUCUGAUCGCCACCAACGGUACACCGGAGCUACAGAACCCAGAGAAACUCUCAGUUACCUUCAGGGAUUUCCUGAAUCGAUGUUUGGAGAUGGACGUGGAGAAGAGAGGUUCGGCCAAGGAAUUGCUGCAGCACCAAUUCCUGAAGAUGGCGAAACCUCUCUCCAGCCUGACUCCGCUUAUCGUGGCCGCUAAGGAGGCGGCCAAGAACAACCGCUAGCUUGCGCCUGCAAACGCUCCUCUUCCUUUUCCUCUUCUUCCUCUACUCUGGACUCUCAUGGUAGGGGUGAGGCAGUGGGGGUUGAGGAACUAAACCAAUGAUGUCAUUGUUCCGAUCAAUGAUGUCAUCAGCAGAGAGGACUCAAUUCAAUGUUUUCUAUGUGUGCGAGUGUGUGUUGUCUGCUGUCUGCUGUCAGAAUAUACAUAUGUUGUUUUUAUUGUUUUUAAAUGAUUGUGCGAGCGCGUGUGUGUGGGUGUGUGUAUGAGAAAUGAUAAUGCUGGGAUAUCAAGUGAUUGUAGCAUGGACGCAGCUUACCUUAGCUGCAUUGGUCGUCCAGUCUGCACUGUGGGUUCGAGCAGAUAAUUAACAAUAAUUAUUAUUGUGAUAAUAAUAACCAGAACAUGGGUUCUCAAAACUGGGGUCUUCACAAGUCAGAAAUUGGGGGGGUCUAAAAAAAUGUAUUACCUACAUAUGGGGACUGGCGUGCCAGUAAAAGAAACAAACUAAAACAACAACUCUUACCUACAAAUAGCUUUGUGGGAUUGUGUCCAUGCGGGCGUUGUUGGAAACAAUCUUCCCCUGUAAGGUGUCCUUGGAGCCAAAAAGUUCAAGAACCUUUGAGAGUGCAAUGAAGAAAUUGCGUGAGAAUGCUUUUCAGCAUUCACGCAAAGAAAGACAAAUGAAGUUCCUGCUCGGAGAGAAGAAGUCAAAAUGUAAGACAUUAUGGAUUUUUUUUGGGGGGGGGGCAGGUCUUAAAUCCAAACAGCUUUGUGUCUGGAGAGCCUGCUCCUACAUCCACCAUUAUCUUGACUGUAUCUGAAAUUGUGAUAGGGGAGCAGUAGUUCAUUUGCAUGAGACAACUGCCUCCUUGAAACAGGCUAAUUUCAGCAAAGCCAAAACUACAAAAAAAUAAUUAAUUGAUAAAGUAGGGCGGCCCAACAUCAAGACGGUAUAAAGAUUCCCAAGUUGUUUGAAGAACGGGUGAUUAUCCAUCAUCAAAUGGCCUCCAUCAGCACGGUCAGUGAUGUGAAGAAUGUGCAUGAUUUUGUUUAGAUUCUUUUUUUAUUACUCUCGGUACAAUAGAAAAGUGAUGACAAGACCUCCACAAGAAUACUUGUGUACAAAUGAAGAAAUAAACUCAGAUGAUUCAG